CUUUUCCAACAACUCAACCAGUGUCAUCAUGACCGCCAUCACGCAGAACCUGCCAAGAUUUAUAUCAGACCUUGGAAUCUCAAUAAUUGGAGAUAAAUGUUAUUCCUCGCUGGUCGAGAACCUCAAUGUCGGAGACGUGGAUUGCCUCAAAUAUUCGCUCUCCAAGGGCUUGGGCAUCGGCAUCGUAGUAGGAGGUUCUAUCAUGAAAGUUCCUCAAUUAUUGCUUAUUCUUAGCGGACGCUCCGCUCGUGGUCUCUCCUUACCUGCAUAUGUCCUUGAAACUCUCGCAUAUGCCAUCACCGCUGCAUACUCAUACAGAAAUGAGUUCCCAUUCUCGACUUACGGCGAGAAUCUAUUCCUUACUAUACAAAACACCAUAAUUACUCUCCUGAUCAUCUAUUUCCCAACCCAUCGCUCCGAAAUACACAGGCAAUUGGUUCGCACAUCCGUCGCAUCUACCGUUGCGCUGUAUAUUCUCCCUAAAGACAUCUUGUCUCUGCUGCAAAUGGCCACGUUGCCGCUGUCCCUAUUCUCGAAGCUGCCUCAAAUCACGCAGAAUGCACGUGCCCAAUCUACGGGCCAGCUCUCUGCCUUCGCUGUCGUUUCACAAAUUGUGGGCUGUCUUGCCCGAUUGUUCACUACCGCAACGGAGGUCGGCGACCUCAUCGUCACUGCCGGCUUUGCCCUUGCCCUCGUCCUCAAUCUUGUGCUCGGUGUGCAAAUGUGGAUGUACUGGGGGAAUGACCAGAAAGAAGACUUUGGAAAGACGCAGAUUGGAUCGCUCAGCGAGAAGGAAAAGGAAAACUGGGCAUCGGAGAGGCAGGGGAGAGUUGAUGUUGUCGUUACUCCAAAGUCUCCCGCACCGCGUCAUAACGCGUCGCCUUCCGGUAGAAAAUGGGCAAGGAAGAUUGAUUAG
Molecule: messenger RNA, 916 nt
Organism: Suillus subaureus
Lineage: Eukaryota; Fungi; Basidiomycota; Agaricomycetes; Boletales; Suillaceae
Exons: 4
Coding region: 29-916 (295 amino acids)
Source: RefSeq, a predicted model, not a curated record